Dioscorea cayenensis subsp. rotundata (Guinea yam) is the source of this 1570-nucleotide messenger RNA. Its product is annotated as cytochrome P450 736A117-like. The record is from RefSeq and is a predicted model, not a curated record. Gene Ontology annotation, molecular function: oxidoreductase activity, acting on paired donors, with incorporation or reduction of molecular oxygen; monooxygenase activity; heme binding. Lineage: Eukaryota; Viridiplantae; Streptophyta; Magnoliopsida; Dioscoreales; Dioscoreaceae. The transcript is spliced from 2 exons. The coding region runs from base 1 to 1482 and encodes 493 amino acids.
AUGUUCCUCCUCCUCCUCAUCUUCCCAUUCCUCUUCCUCAUUCUCAAACCCACAUCAAAAUCCAAAUCCCAAAUCCAUCCACCAUCACCAGCAUCCCUCCCUUUCAUCGGUCACCUCCAUCUUCUUCUCCCCAUCCCCUACCGUGCUCUUCACUCCCUCUCCCUCAUCCAUGGCCCUAUCAUGCUUCUCCAACUCGGCCAAAUCCCCACUCUCAUCCUCUCCUCCUCCUCCGCCGUCCGCUCCAUGACCAAAUCCCACGACAUUGCCUUCUCCAGCCGUCCCAAUCUCAAAGUCCCUCGCCAGCUAGUCUACAACUCCAAGAACAUCUCCUUCUCCCCCUACGGCCCUUACUGGCGCCAAUCCCGCAAACUUUCCGUCCUCCACCUCCUUAGUACUAAACGCGUUCUCUCUUUCCGUCCCAUUCAGAACUCCGAGCUCUCCAUCAUGCUCUCUCACAUCUCUAACCACUCUCCCUCCGGCCCCAUCAAUCUCAGCGAAACCAUCAACUUCUUCACCACUAACAUCCUCUGCAAGGUCGCCCUCGGUCGAUCCAUCAUUGAAGAAAGCCAGUGCCGCAUGCUCCAUGACUCUGUUUGUCAGGCCACCAAACUGAUCGGCUCUUUCAAUAUUGACGAUUACUUCCCUUCUCUCAAAUGGUUGAAUAUGUUCAGCAGUUUGGAUUCCAAGAUUGCUGAAAUUUUCAAGAACUUAGAUGGGUUUAUUACCAGUGUUAUUGAUGAUCAUUUGGUUGCUGGUGUUAGAGAUAAAGAUGAUGAUAACGCUGAUUUGGUUGAUAUUCUUCUUUCUCUUCAGAGGGAUCCCUUGUCUGGGGAGUUCUCCCCCACCACGGAUGAAGUUAAAGCUAUCAUUCUGAAUAUGUUUGCGGCUGGAACAACUACUUCGUAUAUAUUCUUAGAGUGGGCUAUGUCAGAACUUAUUCGAAAUCCAAAAGUAAUGAAUAAGUUGAAAGAAGAGGCAAAAUUAGCAAGUGAAAAGAGUUCAAUGGUGGUCGAGGAAAAUGUGAAUAAGAUGUCAUACUUGAAGGCAGUAGUGAAAGAAGUGUUGAGACUUCAUCCUCCUAUUCCUUUGCUACUUCCUCGUGAAACUAUUGAAAACACUGAGUUACAAGGCUAUAAAAUUCCAGCAAAAACAAGAGUACUCAUUAAUGGAUGGGCGAUAGGAAGGGAUCCAAAAUUUUGGAAUGCUCCAAAAGAGUUUAUACCAGAAAGAUUUGUGAAUAAUGAGUUAGAUUUUCGAGGUCAAGAUUUUGAGUUUAUUCCAUUUGGUGUUGGUCGGAGAAUUUGUCCAGGAAUGCACUUUGCUGUAGCCACAAUUGAGUUUGCUCUUGCAAAUCUUGUGCAUCAGUUUGAUUGGGAAAUGCCGAAUGGAUUGAGUGCUGAAGAUUUAAACAUGGAUGAAGCUCAAGGACUUAUAAUGCAUAGGAAACAUCCUCUAGUUUUGGUUGCAAAGAAGGUGAAUUGAGGUUGUUGUUAGUUGUCAAGUGCCAUGAUAAUAAGAUACCUCUUUGAUAAUGGCUAGGGGUUGUUGCAUGUAUUUGAUAAUAUAAUAA